Molecule: messenger RNA, 1341 nt
Organism: Thermothelomyces thermophilus ATCC 42464
Lineage: Eukaryota; Fungi; Ascomycota; Sordariomycetes; Sordariales; Chaetomiaceae
Exons: 4
Coding region: 1-1341 (446 amino acids)
Biological process (GO): transmembrane transport
Molecular function (GO): transmembrane transporter activity
Source: RefSeq, a predicted model, not a curated record
AUGACGGCCAACUUGACUAGCCCCGAAUGCGACUGGGGCAGCUCUGAGAACAAACCAGGCCCUCCACCAGGCAGGGAUGAGAAUGGCAGCAUAGGCCCUGUGGGGGUAAGGGAGAUAGCAGUUGAUCCAAACAAGCAAGUAGCAGCGAGAAUCGAAGAAGACUCGCCGAUGGGAAAGACCACGACGGAAGGGCCCGUCUCCACGGCCAGGCUCCUCGCGAUCCUGUCCUCGCUCAUACUGAGCAUCUUUCUCUUCGCCAUCGACAUGACGAUCGUCACCAACGCCAUCCCGCGCGUCACGUCCAUCUUCCACAGCCCCAGCCACCGGCAUGGUGGCGCCGGCAUCAUCACCGGCUCCUUCGCCAUCAUCGCCCUGGUGGCGCCCCCGGGGCGGGCUCCGGCGUGCAUGGCCACCUUGGGCGUGACGUUCGGCUGCGCCAGCGUCCCGGGGCCGUUGCUCGGCGGCGUGUUUACCGAGAAGGUCUCGUGGCGGGGGUGCUUCUUUAUCAACUUGCCGCUCGGCGCCGCUGCCUCCGGGGCUGUUCGCGGUGGUCUUCACGACGCCGGCUGCGGCGGCGGCGCCUCGAGAUUGGGUAUAGCUGUGAUCAUGGGGGCGUCGGCCUGUUUCUUGAUUGCCAUGCAGCUGGGAAGCGAGGCGGCCGUCUGGUCGCGGCCGGCGACGAUCGGUCUCCUUGUGGAUUUCAGCGUGCUUGCUGCCGUUUUCAUCUUGGUUGAGUGGUUCCAAAAAGAAAGAGCCAUGGUGCAGUUCUGCAUUUUCAGCCGGUGGUGCAUCCUCGGCAACGUCAUCGGCAUCUUCUUCGUCGCCGCCCUGUCGCCUGUCGCCGGCAUUUCCGCGGCCGACAGCGGGCACCGCACCAUCCCGCUCAUCCUCGGGGUGUCGGUCCUGACCAUCGUAUCCAACACGUCCAUGCCUAGGGUCCACUGGACCGUGUGGCUCAUCAGUGGCCCGCUUAUCAUGACUGGCGGCGUUGCCUGCCUGUAUACGCUCGACAUUGAGACGCCUCUCGCCAAAGUGCUUGGGUUCCAGCUGAUAACAGGUUCCGGGAUUGGCCUCGUUCUACAGGUACCAAUGGUGGCGAACCAAAAGCUUGCCUGCUCCUUUCCCGAUGUUGCCGUUGUUACCGGCGCCAUUCUUUUCUUCGAGGCGACCGGAGCCCUGCUCUUCGCGGGGGCAGUUGAAGCAACCUUCGUUAACGGUCUGGUACGAUGCCUGGAAGUAGAGGCACCAUGGAUUCCUGCGCAUGAAGUCAUCGAGGCUGGAGCGACCGGAUUCCGACACCAGUUCGGAUCAGAUUCGGCAACCAUCUUGACAAAACCAUGA